Anopheles marshallii is the source of this 1632-nucleotide messenger RNA. RefSeq lists its product as uncharacterized. Gene Ontology annotation, biological process: proteolysis. NCBI's taxonomy places the organism in Eukaryota, Metazoa, Arthropoda, Insecta, Diptera, Culicidae. Gene Ontology annotation, molecular function: serine-type endopeptidase activity. Bases 1 to 1632 code for a protein of 543 amino acids. The record is from RefSeq and is a predicted model, not a curated record. The transcript is spliced from 3 exons.
AUGCGUCAGUUUGGGAGAUACGCAAUCGUGUUGGUACUGUUGUGCCUGUUGGUAGCUUCGAGCUUAGCGCAAACCUGUGGCGAACGGAAGGUGGCGAACUUUCUUAUUGUGAACGGUACGGAAUCGAAGGAUGGCUAUUGGCCCUGGCAUGUGGCCCUGUUUCACAACAAUGGUCGAGCAUUCCAUUACGCGUGCGGAGGAACCAUUCUGGAUCAUAAUAUAGUGUUAACGGCGGCUCACUGUUUGAUGACGGAGAAUGGUGUGAUGGCACGAGAGCGACUCGUAGUGCAAGUUGGGCGAAAUCGACUACGUUCUGCUGGCAACCGCGUACAGGAACAUGAAGCGUACCAGUUGAUCGUGCACCCGGAAUUUACCUCAAACAGCAACCGGCACGACAUCGCUCUGAUAAAGCUCGCAACCGACAUUACGUAUACCGACUAUAUCCAACCGAUUUGCUUGUGGAAUAGGGGUGAAGAUCAGCAUGCAAUCGUGGGCACGUGGGGAACGGUGAUCGGGUUCGGUGUCGAUGAGACCGGUAAUGUUUCCAACACACUGCGUGAAGCUACCAUUCCCGUCGUUAGACACAUCACCUGCAUCGAGAGUAACCGGAAAGCGUUUGCCUAUCACCUCACCUCGAAUAUGUUCUGCGCUGGCAGUCGUGAUGGGAUCGGUGCAUGUAACGGUGACAGCGGAGGGGGUAUGUUCUUCCAGUUCAAUGAUGUGUGGUUCGUUCGCGGUAUUGUGUCGUUUACCAAGCUUCGCCAAGAUGCGCCAUUGUGCGACACGAAGGAAUACACCGUGUUUACCGAUGUGGCGAUGUACUUGCACUGGAUCAAGCAACACAUGCGUGGAGCGGGUGGUCAACCGGUUGCGAUAGGGAAUAAUCGUAAAAUCGCGCUGCUUCCGAUGUCAACCUGUGGUGCUAAUCCGUAUGCCAGUCGAGAUGAAUCGUUGAAGCCUGUUCUGCUCGGCUAUCCUUGGGUGGCUCUGCUAGAAUACAGUGAGAGUGGGUCGGACGAAAAAAAGGUAUCAUCCGUACGUCUGGGAGAGUACGACAUGGACACUGGGACGGACUGUGCGGAGGUGGAUGGGAGCAUUGUAUGUUCUCCACCAGUUCAAUCACUACCCGUUGAGUCCGUAACCCAGCACAAGGACUACGAUAGAAUGCGUCUCGUGAAUGAUAUUGCGCUCAUUCGGGUGCGUGAUCGAGUGGACACUAGUCAGAGCAAUGUGAAACCGAUCUGUCUACCAGUGACGAACGAGCUGCGUAGCCAGAAGUCAACCCACUAUAUAGUGACCGGUUGGGAUGAGGAUUACACUGCUCGCCAGCUCAAAAGUUCCCAAUGGGAGUUGAUUGAGUCUACCGAAUGCCACAAAUUGAUAAACGACGAUUUUAGCUGGCUCGCAAUAACGACACGCCAAAUAUGUAUGCAACAGCAAAACGGCACAGAGUGCAAGCGGACAUUUUCAUCAGCACCACUACAGCUUGUGCAGCAAGUACUUGGGAAACAACGUUAUGUCCUGUAUGGCGUGUUGUUAUUCGGAUCGACCAGGUGUAAUUUGCGCUCCCCGUACGUGUUCACAAAUGUGGCCAGCUACAUGGAUUGGAUUCUAGAAAACAUUCAAGAGUAG